Molecule: messenger RNA, 5488 nt
Organism: Erinaceus europaeus (western European hedgehog)
Lineage: Eukaryota; Metazoa; Chordata; Mammalia; Eulipotyphla; Erinaceidae
Gene: MTMR3
Product: myotubularin related protein 3
Exons: 21
Coding region: 313-3858 (1181 amino acids)
Biological process (GO): dephosphorylation; regulation of autophagy
Molecular function (GO): metal ion binding; phosphatidylinositol-3-phosphate phosphatase activity; phosphatidylinositol-3,5-bisphosphate 3-phosphatase activity
Source: RefSeq, a predicted model, not a curated record
UCUGCGUCGGGCGCGCGCGCUGUGUGGCCGCUGCCGCCAUGUUGUUGUGGUCGUGAGAAGAAGGCGGCGGAGGCGCAGCCGGACCCGACGCUCCGCGGCCCAGGCGCUGCCCCCGGCCGGCAGCCUCGCGGGGUGGCGGAGGAGGCCGAGCCGAGCGGGCCCCGCCAUGCGCUGCCGCCCGAUUUCCCUGUGAAACUUUGUGGUAGAAAAAGUCUUCAGGAAGAACUUCAUUUGAUCUAGGCAGAAAAGAAAGACCAGCCCUGCCAGACACUGAAGGGACGGGGCUCUCUCCUCCUGUCUGGGCCUCCUGUCAUGGAUGAAGAGAGUCCGCACAACCUUGAGUGCAUCCAGGCCAAUCGGAUCUUCCCCAGGAAGCAGCUGGUUCGGGAGGACGAGACUCUGCAGGUUCCUUUCCUUGAGCUGCACGGAGAAAGCACAGAGUACGUGGGCCGAGCUGAAGACGCCGUGAUCGCCCUCUCUAAUUACAGACUUCACAUCAAGUUCAAGGAGUCCCUCGUCAACGUUCCAUUGCAGCUUAUAGAAAGUGUCGAAUGCCGAGAUAUAUUUCAGCUUCAUUUGACUUGCAAAGACUGCAAAGUCAUCAGGUGUCAGUUCUCAACCUUUGAGCAGUGUCAGGAGUGGCUUAAGAGACUGAACAGUGCCAUCCGCCCUCCCACGAGAAUAGAGGACCUCUUCUCCUUUGCCUACCACGCUUGGUGCCUGGAGGUCUACGCCAGCGAGAAGGAGCAGCACGGGGACCUGUGCCGGCCAGGGGAGCAUGUGUCGUCAAGAUUCAAAAAUGAGGUGGAGCGGAUGGGUUUCGACAUGAACAACGCCUGGCGGAUCUCCAACAUCAACGAGAAGUAUAGGCUGUGCGGUAGCUAUCCCCAGGAGCUCAUAGUGCCGGCCUGGAUCACCGACAAAGAGCUGGAAAGCGUGGCGGGCUUCAGGUCCUGGAAGCGCCUCCCCGCCGUUGUCUACAGGCACCAGAGCAAUGGGGCAGUCAUCGCCCGCUGUGGGCAGCCGGAGGUCAGCUGGUGGGGCUGGCGCAACGCCGACGACGAACACCUGGUCCAGUCAGUCGCCAAGGCGUGUGCCUGCGACUCCCAGUCCAGCGGCAGCAAGCCGCCCACCCGGAGCAGCACUCGCGACUUUGCCAACACCGGGGACCUUUCCGACGCAGAGUUUGAUUCUUCUCUGUCAAAUGCUUCAGGAACAGAGAGCCUAGCCAUCCAGCCACAGAAGCUUUUGAUCUUGGAUGCACGCUCGUAUGCGGCAGCUGUGGCAAACCGAGCCAAAGGAGGAGGCUGCGAAUGCCCAGAGUACUAUCCGAACUGCGAAGUCGUGUUUAUGGGAAUGGCGAAUAUUCAUUCGAUUCGGAGGAGCUUCCAGUCUCUGCGGCUGCUGUGCACACAGAUGCCAGACCCGGGAAAUUGGCUCUCCGCCCUCGAGGGCACAAAAUGGCUCCAUCACCUGUCUGUGCUUCUGAAGUCAGCCCUGCUGGCCGUGCACGCCGUGGAUCGCGACCAGCGGCCGGUGCUGGUGCACUGCUCUGACGGCUGGGACCGCACCCCCCAAAUUGUGGCCCUCGCUAAGCUCCUGCUGGACCCUUACUACCGAACCAUAGAGGGUUUCCAAGUCCUUGUGGAGACGGAGUGGCUGGACUUUGGCCACAAGUUCGCUGACCGGUGUGGCCACGGGGAGAGCGCGGGCGACCUCAGUGAGCGCUGCCCCGUGUUUCUGCAGUGGCUCGACUGCGUCCACCAGCUCCAGAGGCAGUUCCCCUGCUCUUUCGCGUUCAAUGAAGCAUUCCUUGUAAAGCUGGUGCAGCACACCUACUCCUGCCUCUUUGGGACAUUCCUGUGCAACAACGCCAAGGAGAGGGGGGAGCGGCACACUCGGGAGCGGACGUGUUCCGUGUGGUCGCUGCUGCGGGCGGGCAACAAGGCCUUCGGAAACCUGCUGUACUCCUCCCAGUCAGAAGCCGUGCUGUACCCUGUGUGCCACGUGCGGAACCUGAUGCUGUGGAGUGCGGUAUACCUGCCCUGUCCAUCCCCGUCCACCCCUGUGGACGAGAGCUGUGCGCCGUACCCAGCCCCUGCCACCGCCCCCGAUGACCCGCCCCUGAGCCGGCUACCAAAGACGAGGUCCUUUGACAACCUCCCCGUAGUCUGUGACAACACGGUGCCUCUCGCCAGCCGGCGCUGCAGCGACCCCAGCCUCAACGAGAAGUGGCAGGAGCAGCGGCGCUCGCUGGAGCUGAGCAGCCUGGCCUGCGCCGGAGAAGAGCCCCCUGGCGCCGACGGCUUGGGGAGGCCGGCCAGGCUGCCGGGCAGUGCCGAGCUGUCGGUCGCCGCUGGGGUGACCGAGGGGCAGAUGGAGAACAUCCUGCAGGAGGCCACCAAGGAAGAGAGUGGGCUGGAGGAGCCCGCUCAUGGCAGGGGCUCGGAAGUACGGGUGCCGGAGAGGAGAGAGGAGACCCAGUCUGAGCAGGAGAGAUGGGGGGAGACCCCCGAGGGCUCAGCCAUUGCGUCUCAUCGGGAACCGGGACCGGACACCGCUGUCCCGAGGAGCUUGCCCAGCCCCGGCCUGGCCCUGGCCCUGGCCUCGCAGGGCCUUCCUGAGCAGCAGGGGGGGCUCGGCCGGCACUCUGCUUCUCCCCAGGAGCCCUGCAGGGGUGAGGGUGGCCGGGCAGUCCCUGAGGAACCACCAGGGGACGGGGGAGAAGCGCUUCUUCCAGCCCUGCUAGACGCAAAAGCAGACUGUGGGGCCUCUGCGCCAAGUUCUCUGCCACCCUCCCAAGCCCCAGCUGAGACCAGAGGGCCAAGCACGGGUAGCCCUGUGGGCACGCUAGCGGAAAACAAGGGGGAGCCCGAAGGCGAGCCCCGGGACCACCACAGACCGAGCCUGGUGAGCAGCGGCAGGUUCGGUGGCCGGGACAGGCUUCCUGAAGUCACGGAGCCCAAGCCUUUGGAGAGGAGCCCGGCCGAGAGGCCCCAAGCGGGGUGCGUGGUGCACAGGACUCCCCCGGGCGGCGGCCAUGGCCCCACACCCGCUCCCUGUGCCGUGCCGUCCUCCGGGUGUAAGGAGGGGCCUGUGUGCAAUGGCAUCCCAGAGAUGGAAAACAAGGUCUCGGAGAAGCCCCCCGCCCCCGGGGAGACUGUCGGGAGCAAGGACACCCUGGGCCACCAGCUGCCCGCCACGAGCUGCGGCUCCGUCCCCGGCCACGCCAGGAGCGCGCAGCACAAGUGGAGGCCGUCCGCGGCCUGCAGCCACCUGGACGACGACGGCAUGCCCGUGUACACGGACACCAUCCAGCAGCGCCUGCGGCAGAUCGAGUCCGGCCACCAGCAGGAGGUGGAGACGCUGAAGAAGCAGGUGCAGGAGCUGAGGAGCCGCCUGGAGAGCCAGUACCUGGCCAGCUCCUUGCGCUUCAAUGGCGACUUUGGGGAUGAAGUGACUUCAGUCCCCGACUCGGAAAGCAGUGUGGAUCAGAACUGUCUGUCUCGCUGCAGCACAGAGCUUUUCUCUGAAGCCAGCUGGGAGCAGGUGGAUAAGCAGGACACGGAGAUGACCCGCUGGCUUCCUGACCACCUGGCAGCCCACUGCUACGCAUGUGACAGCGCCUUCUGGCUGGCCAGCAGGAAACAUCACUGCAGGGGCACUGGCCGUGUUGAUCAAACGUGGAACUGUGGGAAUGUGUUCUGCUCCAGUUGCUGUAACCAGAAGGUCCCGGUCCCCAGCCAGCAGCUCUUUGAGCCGAGUCGAGUGUGCAAGUCUUGCUACAGCAGCCUGCGCCCCACCAGCUCCAGCAUCGACCUUGAACUGGAUAAGCCCAUUGCCGCCACUUCAAACUGAAGCUCAGUGAGCCGGGGCGGGCAGAGGCCGCGCUGCUGCUCCCUGAUGGCCCGUGCGCUUUGGAAUGGGGCCGUGGCACCACCUGUGCAGACUGACGGGAAUUUGGGGUGUACCACUGGAUUGUAGAUUGAUGUUUCUUUCCUGUUUCUUUUCCAACUCCCUCCUGUCUCCAAAAAAGAGAAAAGUUCCUGGUUGUCUUAAACAUUUUCUCUGGAUGGAAGGCCAGAGGUUGCAGCUAGCCCCCUGCAGCUGGCCGGUGCCGGGGCAGAGGCCCGCGGUGCUGAGGGGAAGGCCGUCUGCGUGACACCGCAACCUCGGCACAGCCGUGGGGGGCUGCAAGCCUCUUCCCUGAAGGCACUGGUCCUGCUGUCCCUCCCUCAGAGGGGCCGGGCCAUUCCUGCCCACAGACAGACAGACGAGGGCGGUUGGGACUGAGAAGGAGUGCGCUGUCUGCAGACUAGACGCCUUGGCGCCUCCUUGGGGGGAGGAAGGGGGGGGUGCUGCUGAGGGCCAGCGCUUUGCCCCUGGCUUCUCCUUACAGUGACCCCGAUGGCAGAGUGCUCCCCCCUCUGGGGGCUCAGUCCCCCCGCCCCGGGCAGUACGGCGCCUCUCACGUGACCUUAGCGCAGGAGGGGCCCACACACAGGGUCCCAGCCUGUGGCCAAGGCCAAGGCCUGUCCUGAGCCUGCAAGGGUAUGCCUGCAAGACCCUUCCAGGACUUGUUCUCCCAAACAGUCUCCUCCUCAGUCAGACUCAGGGCUCCUCAAACUCCCCUUCCCAAACCAACAGAUCAUGAGGCUCCCCGAAGAGGGGGACACCGGCCUUCGAAGUGCAGGCCGCUGGGAGAGGAAGCCCGCCCCUCUCGACCGCCUUUCUCCCCCUUCCUUCUUGGGCACGGGGAGGACCCAGCCAGCAGUCCCGGGGAGGCCACGUGGGACUCCGCAGGACCCGGGCCCCUCCCGUGGGAGGCUUGAUGGGGUCCAAAAAGAGCCUUAAAUCAAGAAUCUGUGUGUGGUCCGUGUGCGUGAGGAGGGCGGAGCGAAGCGAGGUCUGCGCUCUGUUGCCUUGGUUUCCGCGCCCUAUGCCUGCCCUCCCCCGGGGUCAGGGCCGCUUGGGUCUGCCAGAAGCUGCUCAUCGGUGACAGGUGGGUGGGUGGUGGGUGACCCUUCAGAGGCAGCUCCCCGGCCCAGGGCAAGGGGUGUCUCAGGAAGGCGGCUCCGGGGUGAGCCUGGGUGUGGUGAAGAGGUGGCCCAGAGCCCUCCAGAGUUUGAUGGAAUGACGAACAGGGUGUCCUUUACCGCACCCCGGGUGGCCUGGCCACGCGGGGAGGGAAGUCUCAGUGACAGGUGCCAAGAGGUAGUGAUACGGGUCUCCUGGGUCUGGUGUACAGUGUGAGUAAACGCUUGCAGCUUUUAGCCCUUUUUGAUCAAUGAAGCACUUUUUUAUUAAUAUUUCUCUUUGUAUGUAAGGAGGAACCGUAACUCCGUAGCUGUACAUAUAACCUUUUUCUCCUAAAAAGGAGUCUGUCAGUGCUCCUAUAUUUUUCAUUUUUUGUCAAAGCGGGAAGUAAAUACUUUAGAACUGUUAAAUAUAUAAAUAAAGUGAAUAAAGCUUAGUGUUCCGCAUGGUA